CAUCCCAGCUUUUAGGGCGGAUCUUCCAUUCGGGGAUUGGGCUGGGAGGUCUCUGCAUUCCUCCCUUUGAGAUGAAGGAGACGGUCACAGACCUGAAGGCAGAGAUGUCUCCAGUCCUCGCCUGUUUGCUGGUUUUCCUGGUGGGCUGCUCGGGAUGCCAGCACCACACCUGCCGCUGCGCAGGCAGGGUCUUCAUUUGUCAGGAGAGCAAGGUGGUCCAGGUUCCCCGGGACAUCCCCGCCAACACCACCGAACUGAGAUUUGUCCUCACCAAGAUGAGAGUCAUUCCAAAAGGAGCUUUCGCAGGACUUGGUGACCUAGAGAAAAUAGAGAUUUCACAGAAUGAUGCCUUGGAGGUCAUAGAAGCAAAUGUGUUUUCCAACCUUCCUAAACUACACGAAAUAAGAAUUGAGAAGGCCAACAACCUUGUGUAUAUUGAUCAAGAUGCCUUCCAACACCUUCCGAGCCUCAGAUAUUUGUUAAUAUCAAACACUGGCCUUCGCUUUUUACCUGCUGUCCAUAAGGUGCACUCUUUCCAGAAAGUUCUACUAGAUAUUCAGGACAAUAUCAAUAUACGUACAAUCGAAAGAAAUUCAUUCACGGGCCUGAGUUCUGAAAGUGUGAUUCUAUGGCUGAAUAAAAAUGGGAUUCGGGAAAUUGAGAAUCAUGCAUUUAAUGGAACCUACCUGGAUGAGCUAAAUCUAAGUGAUAAUCACUACCUGGAAAAGUUACCAAAUGAGGUCUUCCACGGAGCCAAUGGGCCCGUUGUUUUGGAUAUUUCAAGGACAAGAAUCAGUUUCCUGCCAAGUCAUGGAUUAGAACUCAUUAAGAAGCUAAGAGCAAGGUCUACAUACAAUUUAAAAAAGCUUCCCGAUUUAAGCAAAUUUAGAUCUUUGAUUGAGGCAAACUUCACCUAUCCUAGCCAUUGCUGUGCAUUUACAAACUGGAAAAGACAAAACACUGAAUUACAUCCGAUAUGUAGCAUAUCUCAGGCCAAGCAAGACUUUGAUGAGCAGCCUGGCGAUAAGAUACACAGGCGAUCUGCAGCUGAAGAUUAUAUUUCCAACUACGGCACAGGAUUUGACCCAGCAGAGAAUGAAUUUGACUAUGGUUUAUGCAAUGAAGUAGUUAACGUAGCUUGCUCACCUAAACCCGAUGCUUUCAAUCCAUGUGAAGAUAUCAUGGGAUACAACAUUCUGAGAGUCUUGAUAUGGUUUAUCAACAUUUUAGCUAUCACUGGGAACAUUGUUGUCCUCAUUAUUUUAAUAAGCAGUCAAUACAAACUCACCGUACCUCGUUUUCUCAUGUGCAAUCUUGCAUUUGCAGAUCUUUGCAUAGGUAUCUAUCUGUUGUUUAUUGCGUCUGUAGAUAUCCAGACCAAAAGCCAGUAUUACAACUAUGCCAUAGACUGGCAAACUGGGGCAGGAUGCAAUGCUGCAGGAUUUUUUACAGUGUUUGCAAGUGAACUCUCAGUCUACACGCUGACUGUGAUAACUCUGGAAAGGUGGCACACCAUCACCUACGCCAUGCAACUGGACCGCAAGGUUCGAUUUCGUCACGCUGUGAUUAUAAUGAUUUUUGGCUGGAUGUUUGCUUUCACGGUGGCGCUUCUUCCCAUAUUUGGAGUCAGCAGCUACAUGAAGGUCAGCAUCUGUUUGCCCAUGGAUAUAGAAACACCAUUUUCUCAGGCUUAUGUUAUAUUUCUUUUAGUGUUGAAUGUACUUGCAUUUGUGAUCAUAUGUGCCUGCUACAUCUGCAUCUACUUUACUGUGAGAAACCCUAAUGUCGUCUCUUCAAACAGUGACACCAAGAUUGCCAAGCGCAUGGCCAUACUGAUCUUCACGGACUUCCUCUGCAUGGCACCAAUAUCUUUUUUUGCAAUAUCAGCCUCACUCAAGGUUCCUCUCAUCACAGUGUCCAAAUCCAAGAUCCUUCUGGUUUUGUUUUACCCCAUCAAUUCCUGUGCUAACCCUUUCCUCUAUGCCAUUUUCACAAAGACUUUCCGCAGGGAUUUCUUCAUUCUGUUGAGCAAGUUUGGUUGCUGUGAAAUGCAAGCCCAGAUUUACAGAACAGAGACCUCCUCAUCGGCUCAUAAUUUCCACACAAGAAAUGGCCAUUGCCCUCCUGCAUCAAAAAACAGUGAUGGGACUAUUUAUUCAUUGGUUCCUAUGAAUCACUUGAACUGA
This is a messenger RNA of Gavia stellata (red-throated loon), 2186 nucleotides long. It is a transcript of the gene FSHR, whose product is annotated as follicle stimulating hormone receptor. Bases 72 to 2186 code for a protein of 704 amino acids. Lineage: Eukaryota; Metazoa; Chordata; Aves; Gaviiformes; Gaviidae. Gene Ontology annotation, cellular component: membrane. Gene Ontology annotation, molecular function: G protein-coupled receptor activity; follicle-stimulating hormone receptor activity. The record is from RefSeq and is a predicted model, not a curated record. The transcript has 10 exons. Gene Ontology annotation, biological process: male gonad development; follicle-stimulating hormone signaling pathway.